CCUCCGGCUCCCAAUUCACAUUGGCGGCGACACGGAUGACUCACCACUCUGUACUGCUCUACCUCGCUAUACCCUCGCACUGCUCCCCUGACCAUCCGUCAACACAUUCCGUAGCUUUCUGACAGGGCGCAAACAUUCAACAUUCUCCAUCCGGCUACCGAAAAGAAGGAUCAGCUAGCGCCAGAGCCUCAUCAUGCCCGAUUCAUUCUUUGAGCGGAAGCGAAAGCGGCCCAGCAGCAAAGGGGAGGGGAGUGGCAGCACCGGCAGUGGCAAGCGAGCCGAUGCCAGCAAGACCAAGUCGCGUUUGAACGGCAAGAAGCGGCGCAAUGAGGGCUCAGCGAGCGAGUCUUCAGAUGGCGGAGAAGCGGUGGGAGAUGCAGAGACGAUGGAUCUUCGACAUUCCUACACACAUGCGAUGGGCUCCGCAUCAGAAGACGAGAUGGAAGAGACACCUGCUCAAGCUCGUGUGAGGCUGGCCAAGCUCUACGUAGAUGGUAUGAAGAAGGAUCUGGGUGGGGUUGAGACGGGCGCGGAUGCGGCACAGACAGAUGCGGAAAACAUCUCUUCAAGAUUGUUAGGCGUGGCACAGAGCAGAAGUUCGCACGUGAACAUCAGGGUCGCUCAGCUCAUCAAACCUCCCAGAGCGGACGACGUGCUUGGAGUCAGAGGACAUCAAAAGAGCGUGACUUGUGCUGCCCUCUCACUCCGAGGCGAUAGCAUCUUUACGUCCAGCAAGGAUGGCGUCAUUUGCAGAUGGGGAUUGGCGGACGGCAAGCUCGUGAGCCGAUCUGAGCUUCGGCCUCGGCAUUCGUCGCAAGCUUCCGAUGCCCGAUCCUCAUCGAGGAACAAAACGCACAUUCAACUCUCUUCGAGGUCAGGAGCAGGACGAAAAAGGGCGAGGAAAGCCAUGUCAUCAGGCUCGCUGGAAGAAGCGGAAAGGAGCGCCAUGCCAUCCUUGGGCGGAGCUUCAACCUCCAUGCUUGGAGAGAAGGAGGGUCACACUGAUGAGAUUUGGUCUCUCGCCUUGUCCGACGAUGGCACGCUGCUGGCUUCGGGCGGGAGAGAUAGGCGCGUCGGUCUGUGGGCCAUUGAGCCACGCGCAGACGCUCGCGAACUGUCAGACGUCGCCUCAUCUCGACAAACCUUGACAGCAGCCCCGCGCUGGGUGGCCGGCCUAUCUGGUCACAAAGAUAGCAUUACUUCUCUUUCCUUUCGAGUCGGGUCGGGAGUGACGGAGCUCUUCUCGGCUUCGUUGGAUCGGACGCUCAAGCUGUGGGAUGCGGCACAGAGAUCCUACAUCGAGACGUUCUUUGGGCAUCAAGAGUCCUGUUUGUCCGUCUCUGCAUUGCGGGGAGAGCUUGCUGCGUCUGCCGGUGGCAGGGACAAGACGAUCAGGUGGUGGAAGGUCAGAGAUGAGAGCCAAUUGGUUUUCAGAGCUGGCGCCAGGAGUAAAGUCAGAGAAGUCAUCGAAGGUGGUAAUUGGAGAAGGGAAGAAGAAGAGAAAACGUCAGGGGGUAGCGUGUUUGUGGAAGGAAGCGUGGAUUGCGUGGCCAUGGUGGACGAGCACAAUUUCAUCAGCGGUGGAGACAGCGGUGUCAUCUCCCUUUGGUCUCUAGCCCGCAAGAAGCCGACAUAUACCCAUUUUGCGGCACACGGCUUUGACGACUUGCCAUCCUUCUCGAGUGGCGAUGCGGCGAGUGCUGAUGGAGAUGAGGAUGAUGCGUCAGCGGCCAGAAGCACGACGCGACAACCUAGGCCGAUUACCUCAGUAGCCGCAUUGCCCUAUGCUGAUGUCUUUGCCAGUGGCUCACACGACGGAAACAUUAGGCUAUGGGCUUUGGAUGCGUCCCUUCGCAAGUUCACGGCGCUCUUCUCCAUCCCAACACUGGGCUUUGUGAACAGCCUCCAACUAGCCCGACCGCGUAUCCUCCCAGAGGCGAACUCGUGGAGGCGGAGAGGUGGAGUCGGGGCUUCUUUGGAGAGCUCCUCUUUGGGCUCGGAGACGAUCGAUGAGGACGAUGUGGCCGGAGCUUCCGCUUCGAGAAAGAGACCGCAAAGGGAUAUCGUCCUUGUAGCUGCAUUGGGCCAAGAGCCCAAAUUUGGGAGGUGGGCCAGCAUCAAACGAACGUCUGCUUUAAAGCGCGCGGCAGCGCAGAAUUUGGUACAUGGACUCACGGAGGAUGCGCAACAGCUCAAUGGCACGCUCGCGGAUACCUCUAAUGGCUUGGACGCUGCCUCGACAUCGGCAAGGGUUAGGAACGGCGCUAUAGUCGUCAGGUUGCGCGUAGCAACGCCGACUGACGUGACUGCUGAAUGAGGUUCCAAGGCCGCCAUUAGCCAGAAUGAGAGUGCAAGCCGACGAGUCUCUGCUGAGCUUUCGAUGCUGUUCAUCUGCACUCCAACAAUCAUCAAUGCUGUCUGC
This is a messenger RNA of Ceraceosorus guamensis, 2422 nucleotides long. Its product is annotated as WD40 repeat-like protein. Lineage: Eukaryota; Fungi; Basidiomycota; Exobasidiomycetes; Ceraceosorales; Ceraceosoraceae. The record is from RefSeq and is a predicted model, not a curated record. Gene Ontology annotation, cellular component: small-subunit processome. Gene Ontology annotation, molecular function: snoRNA binding; protein binding. The transcript is spliced from 3 exons. The coding region runs from base 194 to 2317 and encodes 707 amino acids.